Messenger RNA from Musca domestica (house fly), 4705 nucleotides. RefSeq names its product bumetanide-sensitive sodium-(potassium)-chloride cotransporter (gene Ncc69). The coding region runs from base 1107 to 4598 and encodes 1163 amino acids. The transcript is spliced from 22 exons. Gene Ontology annotation, cellular component: membrane. Gene Ontology annotation, biological process: potassium ion homeostasis; cell volume homeostasis; chloride ion homeostasis. Gene Ontology annotation, molecular function: sodium:potassium:chloride symporter activity. Lineage: Eukaryota; Metazoa; Arthropoda; Insecta; Diptera; Muscidae. The record is from RefSeq and is a predicted model, not a curated record.
CGGUUUUCUUAAGAAAUAAAAACUAAGAAUCACCGCAGUAUUUUGGAAUUUCGAAACGUUUGUGUUUUAUUUUUUUUCCUCCGUUCUAUUGCUGUGGUUCAAAGUGACAAGACGCGAUCUUGAAAAAAGAUUGCUAAAGUGGCAAUCCAGCGGAUACUUGUUCGACAACAUUGUUCUUUGACAAUUUAACCACAAAACAAAAAGAACAACAACUCUGCAAGCCCCAAGCCCCCUCUCAAUUGAAGAGUGAAGUAACAAAAAUAACAACAACAAAAAAGUUGAAGCCAGUUUAAAAAAGCAACAACCAAGAGAGCUUUCCAAAUCCCCUGUUAAAUAAUUAAAUUUUAAAGUGCUUUAUUUCUAAGCCAUUGGCGAGCCACCCGUGUCCGAAGGACUGCCGAAAAGGCAGAUCCGAAUUAAAUCAAAACAAAUACACAAACAAACAAAACAACACCAAAAUUGUCAUAACCUCGGAGGUCAUGGUGUUCGGGAACAUUGUUUGCCUGUGACAACAAAGGACAAGAGAAAAAAGUGUCAGCGAAAGGAACGUUUUGGUGUGUCAAACAGUUAAAGCAACAACAACUACUACUACAACAACAACAACUCAAGUGGAAACCCAAUAAACGUGCUUUGAAAUCCAGGCAGCAUCAGCUACAACAACAUACAUUCUGCCCGGGAACAAAACGUUUUCAGAGAACAUUAACGCCAGCAGUUAUCUUCCGAGAACGUGGAAAUCUCUUCCCCUGCUCCCGUCUCUGGUUUUUUUUUCAUUUUGACAAAUAACUACCAAUUAAGUGUCCGUCCACAUAGCUGCAAAAAAAACAGAAUUCAAUUUCUUAUCCCAAGAACGACAUAACAACGCACAACAACAAUAACAACACGAAGAAGAAUCCCAGCGUUGAUGGGGAAUUGAAAAGAAAAGCAAAGAAAGAAAAAACUCCUCCUCUUUUUUGUGUGAAAUUUAAACCUGACGAAAAGCCUUUUUUCCUGCGGAUUAAUAACAAAAGGCUUGGACAAAAGCGUUUUUGUGUUCUUUCGUUUUUUUUUUGUUGUAAUCUAAAAGAUUUUCCCUGUAAAUUGUCCACCCACACACACACAUUGACACAAUGUCUGAGUUCUCAUCACUGGAAAUGGGCUCCGUCGACCGACCGCCCAAUCGCUUUCAAGUGAAUCCUGUCAACCACAAAAACAACAAUGACAAGACAACGGCCGGUGAUGAUGUGCCGCACGAGGUGUAUCGUCGCCUGACCGGAAGCGAUGGUGAACCCAUCGAGGAUGACACAUUCAACGAGGAUGCCUCACAAAUGGUCAAGGCCCAGCCCAAGCAACAGAGGCAAUCUAUCAAGAGUAGUUUUCGUGACAAAGACAAACCGUCGCGUUUCAAGGACCUACAGACGACACGCUUCCAAGUCGAACCACAAAACGAGGACUCAGAUGAUUCCAAUGAAGAUCGUGAACUGUUGGAUAAUGAAUAUGACACAAAAUAUGGCAAAAGUUUUCGACAUUUCACACGCGAAGCUUUGCCACGUCUGGAUAAUUAUCGCAACAUAAUGUCAAUACAGGCGGCAUAUCGACCCACUCUCGAUGAACUGCAUAAUGCCACCCUAACGGGAAAGAAUACCCACAGCUUGAAUCGCAAUGAUGACCUGGAGGCCGGUGCUGCCGCUGGCAAUGGCAUGCUAAAGUUUGGCUGGAUCAAAGGUGUCCUGGUGCGUUGUCUGUUAAACAUCUGGGGUGUUAUGCUGUUCCUGCGUCUCAGUUGGGUGGUGGGCCAAGCUGGCAUCAUGGAGGGCUUUAUAUUGAUUUUAACCACAACCGUUGUGACGAGCAUCACUGCCCUGUCGAUGUCAGCGAUUAGUACCAAUGGUGUCAUCAAAGGAGGUGGAACAUAUUACAUGAUAUCACGUUCGCUGGGUCCGGAAUUUGGUGGCUCGAUUGGUUUGAUAUUCUCGCUGGCGAAUGCUGUGGCCUGUGCCAUGUAUGUGGUGGGUUUCUGUGAGUCCAUGUUGGAUUUGCUGCGUUCCAUGGGCGCCAGCAUUGUUGAUGGCGGUAUUCAGGAUGUGCGCAUAAUUGGUAGUGUGACAAUUCUGAUAUUGCUGAUAAUUGUUGUGGUCGGCAUGGAAUGGGAGGCAAAGGCCCAAAUUGGUCUGCUGGUUAUUUUGCUGGUGGCCAUUGCCGAUUUUAUGAUUGGCAGUUUCAUUGGACCCAAAAGUGACGAAGAACGUGCCAAAGGUUUUCUCGGCUAUAACAUGACUUUAUUUAAGCAGAACUUUUUCGCUGAUUAUCGCCCAGAGAAAGGUGUCGUCCAUGACUUCUUUUCCGUGUUUGCCAUAUUUUUCCCAGCAGCCACAGGUAUUCUCGCAGGUGCAAACAUUUCCGGUGAUUUAAAGGAUCCCCAAAAAUCCAUCCCGAAGGGAACCCUCUUGGCCAUUUUAAUAACAACCGUCACUUAUUUGAUAAUGGUGGUAAUGGCUGGCGGCUCGGUUGCUCGUGAUGCCACCGGCAAUGUCACCGAUAUGGUUAAUGGUUCAUUUGCCUUUCUGGAUUGUGUGCCAGGCGCUUGCGAAUAUGGUCUAUCGAAUUCCUUCCAAGUCAUUGAGUUAGUCUCCGGCUUUGGCCCACUCAUUUAUGCCGGCUGUUUUGCUGCGACACUGUCAUCGGCUUUGGCCAGUUUGGUAUCGGCACCCAAAGUCUUUCAGGCUCUGUGCAAAGAUGAACUUUAUCCCAAGAUUGUUUGGUUUGCCAAGGGUUUUGGCAAAAAUAAUGAACCUGUCCGUGGUUAUGUCCUGACAUUUGUUAUUGCUGUGGCUUUCAUUUUAAUUGGCGAACUAAAUCUCAUAGCUCCUCUGAUAUCGAAUUUCUUCUUGGCCGCCUACAUGUUAAUCAACUUCAGUACAUUCCAUGCCAGUUUAGCCAAGCCUGUUGGCUGGCGCCCAACAUUUAAGUACUACAACAUGUGGCUAAGUCUCGUGGGUGCCAUCCUCUGUGUGGCCGUCAUGUUCCUGAUAUCAUGGGCCACCGCCUUGAUCACAUUCGCCGUGGUCCUGGCACUGUACUUAAUCGUCGCCUACCGCAAGCCGGAUGUUAAUUGGGGCUCCACCACCCAGGCACAGACCUACAAGAACGCUCUGAUUUCUGUACAACAGUUGAAUAACGUUGAAGAGCAUGUGAAGAACUAUCGCCCGCAAAUUUUGGUACUUUCCGGCCUGCCCAACACCCGUCCGGUGCUGGUCGACUUCGCCUAUAUGCUGACGAAGAAUUUAUCGCUGAUGGUUUGCGGUCACGUAUUGCGUGGCACGAGCUCACAACGUUAUCGCAACUAUUUGCAGGAACGUGCCACCACUUGGUUCCGCAGACAUCGUGUCAAAGGUUUCUAUUCGCUGGUGGAUGGUGAGGAUUUCGAGUCGGGUUCCCGGGCACUGAUGCAGGCUUCCGGCAUUGGCAAACUGAAACCGAAUAUUUUAUUAAUGGGUUACAAGGCAGACUGGCAGACCUGCGAACACAAGGAUCUAACGCAAUACUUUAAUAUAAUGCACAAGGCAUUGGACAUGUACUUAUCCGUGGCUAUACUACGUGUUCCAAAUGGUUUGGAUUGUUCACAAAUACUGGGCGAUGAAAGCAAUGCCCAGCGGAAUAUCUUGGAUGUGCCACGUACGUUGCAGCCCAACGAAAGCUCUGCCGACCUCAAUUCAGUGGAGCGCACCGGCCAGAAUGGUUUGAGCGGCAGCAUGGAUUCGUUGAGUCGCAAUGUAUCCCAAGAUGCCGGUCCAGUAACCGCAGCGACCACCGAGAAUGGUAUUAAAAAAGCUUCCAGUACCAGUGAUUUGUCAUUUGUUGCUGGCACCCAAAGCAAAGAAGUCUCUGGCCUACCGGACCCUGCUGAUCCCAAAACAGCUCCUCUGUUGACAAAUUCGUUGCGUAAAUCGAAAACAAAACAUGAUGACCCCGCUGCUCUCUACAAGGGUCCUGGUGGUGUUGAGCUUCCCAAAGAGGUAUUGAAUGAAUUAUCCCAAUUCACCAGAAAACGUAGCCAUGCUGUGAUUGAUGUCUGGUGGCUAUACGAUGAUGGUGGCCUCACCCUGCUGCUGCCCUAUAUCAUAAGUACACGUCGCACAUGGCAAUCGUGUAAAUUGAGAGUUUAUGCUUUGGCCAACAAAAAAGCCGAACUGGAAUUUGAACAACGUUCGAUGGCUAGUUUAUUGUCGAAAUUCCGUAUCGAUUAUUCAGAUUUGCAAUUGAUUCCCGACAUAACCAAGAAACCACAGGAAUCAUCGACGCAGUUCUUUAACGAUUUAAUUAAGGACUUUGUUGUGGCUGAAAAGGAUACAAAUGUACAGCUGCAGGAGGAUGAGGUUGCCAUUACCGAGGACGACAUGAUGGCCGUGCAGGACAAAACAAAUCGCUAUUUACGUUUACGUGAAUAUUUACGAGAGCAAUCAACGAAAUCCGAUUUGGUUGUAAUGACAUUGCCCAUGCCAAGGAAGAAUAUUGUGACGGCUCCAUUGUAUAUGGCCUGGUUGGAAAGUUUAAGUCGUGACAUGCCACCGUUCCUGUUUGUGCGUGGCAACCAGACCAGUGUAUUGACCUUCUAUUCAUAGAGAAAAGACGCCGACGACCGGCAACCAAUAGAACCGACAAAUCUAGGAAAUCUAGGAAACAGAAAUCCAAUAAAGCGCAAACCACAACAACAACAACAGCAGAAACA